AUGAUGGAGGGUGACUAUGGGAUAGAUCCCUUCUCUAGUGAGGAUUUAUGGAGGCUCUCCAGGUUUACCCUGCAAUCGCUGCAGCCAUUAGAACCUUUACCGUGGAACGAGGAGUUAUCUGAUCUGACAGAUGAAUUCUUCAAGAGCCCGGUUGGUCUGUUUAAUAUCGGGGGUGACAAGUUACAUCAGUUGGAUAUCGUGGGAAACGAACUCGUUAGCGAACCUGAACUGUUACUCGAACCUAUCACCGAUUCGUCGAGCGAGAGCCAAUUCGAAGAACAUACUACCGAACCCCACGAUGAUACUUAUAAACUGAAAGAUGAUAUUGGGUUACUCGACCGUCUGAACGGAGAUGUGAGCUACAAGCCGCCGCUACAAUCGUGGGAGACUUAUCACGACCGAUCGCAUAACGAACCGGUUUCCGCAUACUUUAGCGAGUCGGGUGCAAAGAGUUUCGAUGCAGCACUGGCACACCAUUCGGCGAAAGAGAAGGUCAACAUUGCGGGACGGCUGGUUCGAAGCGACGUUUUCUUCCAGGCUUCUAUUCGGCUUGGGCUAGGAUGGAGUUCCGCGUUCUUUCGCUACAACGUGGAGACGAAGAAAUUCGAGAGAGCUUUAGACGAUGUGCGAGUCUCAGGCGUUAGUCUUCCGAUACUCAACCAGAUUACGGACGAGCUACUUCAAUGUGGAACGGACAUGCAACGAAUACGGACCUUUGUUUGCAGCACCUCGAUCAAGAAGGUGAAGCUUUCAGCUUUGUCCACUUUUGCUAGCACUGCAGCCGUGAUUAUUUACACCCUUGAGCGGCAACUAGCAAGUCAAUCGAGCAAUGUGGUGUCAAUACUACAGAUCAAGUCCUUGUUCUCGCAGGGCGGCGAAUUAGUUAACGCUUUAGCGGGCAUGGUCGAUGCAACUGAAAAGGUUUCAUCGGACGCUCAGAUUAUGUCCAUUAUUAUGCAGGAAGCUGCAUAUCUAUCUCAUAGAUUCGGUUGGAUAGAGAAUCUGAUGCGCGAAGUGGUCGUUCGUGUUACUGAACCUUGGCUCGAACAUCUGGAGGCCUGGGUUGGGCUUCGUCCGGAAACGCCUAUGUUGAAUGAAAUGUUAGUGGGUGGUAAGGGAUUUGCGUUGUUGGAACGACAAGAAGAAAACGGACGGGCCAAGACAGGACCUGCGAGUCAGCACUACAAGUACCAGUCUGAUCAAAUGCCAUCUUUUAUCCCCGACGACCAGGCUUUAUUAAUCUUCGAGAGCGGAAGAAGCUUGCGACUCCUCAAGCAAUCUCAUCCGCAACACCCUCUUGCGGAUUAUAUGGUCUGCAACGCUGAGCUUCCGAGACUUCGCUGUGCGGAUUCUUGGACCGACAUCGAGAGGAUACAGAUGAAGGCUCACGAGUAUGAAUCGCUACUUCGCAUGGAGAUACUUAAGUACAACCGCGGCGAGCGUGUUGAUCCAGAAGUUAGCAGAGGUAGCACCUCUGAAACUGCUAGAAGCGACAAUGCCGGCACUCUUGAGGGGAUAUACGAUCUAUAUGAUAUGGAUGAACAACGUACAACCGGACUAUUGACUCACCCUGACUCCCUGCAGAAAGACAAACUCGAUCUCCUGAACUCUGACAUCGGACAAUUCGAAAGCCAUAAUAGAAAGUUUGGACCGGAGAUGGCCUCCUCGCUCUAUCUUUCGUUUGCACCACUCCUUUCAUCGCAGGCUCUACUAAUUGACUUCUCAUGUCUUCAUGUGCUAUUCAAAGAACACAAGCUUAGAAACCAUCUUACGCUUCAAUGGAGGUACCAACUCCUCGGUGAUGGUUUUUUCGUUUCUCGCCUCUCCCACGCUCUAUUCGACCCGGAGAUGGAGAGCGGCGAGCGAAAAUCCGGCGUCGUGCGCAGUGGUGUGCACACUGGUCUUCGUCUUGGAAACCGUGAUACAUGGCCUCCAGCAAGCUCGGAGCUGCGGCUGGUGCUUAUUGGACUUCUCAGUGAAAGCUACAAUGCGGCGGGCGGCUCGAGCAAUAUGGACGAUGCCCAGCAUCACAGAGAAAAGGAACUGCCUGGUGGCUUGAGCUUCGCCAUUCGAGAGCUGACCACUGAAGAUAUAGCCAAAUGCAAGGACCCGAACGCCAUUCAAGCGUUAGAUUUCGUCCGUCUCCAAUACAAACCACCAAGUGUUCUGGAGAUAAUCAUCACCCAACAGUCUCUCGACAAAUACGACCGUCUCUUCAAGCAUCUCCUCCGUCUUCUCCGCAUGGUCUCCGUUGUCAAAUCCAUCGUCCGCGAUUCAACCGCAAGAAACUCCCUCUCAGGAGAUACGCACAACGUAUUCCAAAAAUUCCGCAUCCAUGCGCAACAUUUUGUCCUAGCCGUGAGCGACUACUGCUUCCAUGUCGGCGUCGGGUCCACCUGGAAACGUUUUCAGGAUACCCUCUCUCGAAUUGAAUACUGUCUCGACCGCGGCGACAUCGAUAGCACCAUCGAAGCCGCACACUCAGUCCCUAGACUUCGCGAUUACCAUGAAGACAUCCUCGACGAGAUCAUCUUCGCAUUGUUCCUUAGCAAGCGCCACACGCAAGCGGCCAAAUUGCUCGAGAGCAUUUUCGGCACUAUUCUUGUCUUUGCUCCCAUUUCGAGAAUGGAUGGAGUGAAGGGCGUACGGCAGGAGAGCGAGGCUACUGUUUCUCAUAUAUACAAGACUUUCAGGAAGCAGGCUUCUGCUUUUGUGAAUUAUUUGCGCGGACUAGAUGGAAGUACGGGGUCGGCAAAGUCAGUUGGGAAAGCUGAUGCAACGUUUGCUACACGUUCAGGGCCUACGGGUGUUUUUGAUCAUCUUCUUUCCCGGUUGGAUAUAAAUGGUUAUUAUUGA
Molecule: messenger RNA, 2856 nt
Organism: Aspergillus ruber CBS 135680
Lineage: Eukaryota; Fungi; Ascomycota; Eurotiomycetes; Eurotiales; Aspergillaceae
Product: tubulin gamma complex associated family protein
Exons: 2
Coding region: 1-2856 (951 amino acids)
Biological process (GO): mitotic cell cycle; microtubule nucleation; meiotic cell cycle
Cellular component (GO): equatorial microtubule organizing center; gamma-tubulin complex; centrosome
Molecular function (GO): gamma-tubulin binding; microtubule minus-end binding
Source: RefSeq, a predicted model, not a curated record